This is a messenger RNA of Olea europaea var. sylvestris, 845 nucleotides long. RefSeq lists its product as uncharacterized. The transcript has a single exon. Bases 127 to 558 code for a protein of 143 amino acids. Lineage: Eukaryota; Viridiplantae; Streptophyta; Magnoliopsida; Lamiales; Oleaceae. The record is from RefSeq and is a predicted model, not a curated record.
UCCCCCGGGGGGCCUCUCUAUUUAUAUGUAAAACUUUAACCUUCUUCUCAAGGUUCAGCAUAAGAAAGGGUAUUCAGUUUUUCCCAUUGCGGAGAAGAGAAGAAGAGAAAAAAACUUUAUAUAAAUAUGGGUAUAUGCAGUUCUUGCGAGUCAUCGUCAUCUGCGGUGACGGCCAAGUUGAUAUUUGAUGAUGGGAGAUUACAGGAAUUUUCAUAUCCGAUAAAGGUUUCAUAUGUUUUGCAAAAGAACCCUACAUGUUUCAUUUGUAAUUCCGACGAAAUGGAUUUUGAUGUUGCCGUGUCGGCUGUAAAUCAUGACGAGAUGCUUCAGCCGGGUCAGCUGUAUUUUGCACUGCCGUUGAGCCGGUUGAAGCGUCGGCUGAAGGCGGAGGAAAUGGCCGCACUGGCCGUAAAAGCCUCCUCCGCAUUGACCAAGAGUGGUGAUAAAUGCCGGUGCCGCCGGAAAAUAUUGGUGUUUUCCGGUGAUAAUGAUCUGAAGACGGCCCACGUUGGAAAUGCCGGGAUCAGAACUGGGAAGCUGACGACAAUACCUGAGUAGGGUUGUUUUGAGAAAUUCAUUUUGUACAUAAUAGUCUAGUUUAAUGACAGACGAGUUAAGGUUCAUUAGCAGAUCAGCUAUGUAACCAAAUUCUGCAAAUGGCUGAUUUAAAGAGGCAGUACCUUUUCUCUUAAUUACUGCUGCUUUAAUUUCCUUUUCCUCUCGAAAAACAUUGUUAUGCCUCAAAAAUGUCCUCAUAACUAAUUAAUUGAGUUGAAAAUCAAUAUCAGUAGAAAAUUAUUUUUGUUAUCUAUCAACUCUUUCAAUUGCAAAAAGGUCAGUUUUUG